Messenger RNA from Morchella sextelata, 810 nucleotides. RefSeq lists its product as uncharacterized. The record is from RefSeq and is a predicted model, not a curated record. NCBI's taxonomy places the organism in Eukaryota, Fungi, Ascomycota, Pezizomycetes, Pezizales, Morchellaceae. Gene Ontology annotation, molecular function: protein binding. Bases 1 to 810 code for a protein of 269 amino acids. The transcript has a single exon.
AUGGCACCAGAAUAUGUUGUGGUAUCCGCAGAAAAUAACCCAGCUAAAACGGGUACGACCCUAUAUAGCAGACGAGCUUUCCGGUCCGGGGAACUGAUCUUCACCGAGAAACCUUUUAUCAUAAUCAAGAGCCAGCCCGAGGCACAGUUCAUAAAAAAUCUUUGGAAAGGACUCGCAAAGGAUUUCAGGAAGGAGAAUCGCGCUGGUAAAGAAGAACAUCCAAUUGUCGAGGCCUUCAAACUGUUAUCGAAAGAGGAUCAAGAAGUAUUCUUAAUGCUCUUCAAUGCACGACAGAAGCUACUUACACGAGCUCAGAAUCAUGUAUGCAGUCGUAGGACUGCACCCGGGCCAACAUCCGUACUUGAAUUAUUAGGGAUCUACCUGACGAAUCUACAAUUUAUCCAUGAUGACAGUACAGCGGUUUUUAAGAAUAUAUCCAGAAUCAACCAUGCUUGCGUCGCAAAUGCAUAUCUCAAAUGGAGCCAGCGGCGCGGAUACAUGGAGGUUAUUGCUGCUCAGGAUAUUCCCAUGUCUGAUGUGGAAAUUACCAUCGACUAUUCCGAGAAGUUUGCAAGUUUGAUCUUCUCAAACGCAAAAGACGUUAGAGAUCAUUGUUGCUAUUUUUAUGGCUUUUGGUGCAGGUGUUUAUUAUGCUUGAGGAAUAUUCCCCAAGAAAACUCAAUAGUCACAUCGUAUCCAAAGAACCAAACCGAUGAUGAGACCGAGUUCUAUCUUGAUAAGGUCGAAGGAUUGAUACUCACGAACAGAGGUGAGAUUCGACCCAAAAAUGUUAACGGAAGACUAACUUGA